Molecule: messenger RNA, 6183 nt
Organism: Cadophora gregata
Lineage: Eukaryota; Fungi; Ascomycota; Leotiomycetes; Helotiales; Ploettnerulaceae
Exons: 3
Coding region: 376-4761 (1461 amino acids)
Molecular function (GO): protein binding
Source: RefSeq, a predicted model, not a curated record
GUUGCAUGAGGCUGCGCCCUACUCACCUACCUCCCGUAUGCGGUGUUUACUUAUUCGAUGGCUGGCAUCCUGUUCAAUGUGUGGCACACUAUUCAAAGCGCGGCAUUCUAUUCGAUAUGUGGCACCCUUUUGAAUCUUUGGUUGCUAUUGCGCAGAGUCAAACAAGAAGUACUCGACACAUUGACGCCCUGCCAUCUUGCUCUGAAUCUGUCUUCUCUGUUUUCAGCACUUCUCCUGGCGUUCAAAGCCUUUAAUUGUUUCUUUACUUAUCUACUUUGAUGAACUAAGUUACCCAUGUCAUCACGAUGAGGCUGCUCCAGAAGGACGCUCUUGGACGUUUCGUUAGCCAUGAAUGGCUAACAAACUUUCCUGAAUAUGUUGCUCUUUCGCACACCUGGCUUAGUGAUAAGGAUGAGAUCAAAUACGAGGACAUUGUCAACGGAACCGCAGACCAGAAGUUUGCCAGCUACAAAAAGGUCGAAUUCUGCGCUAAGCAAGCUGCUAUGGAUGGCUACAAAUACUUCUGGAUCGAUACGUGCUGCAUUGACAAAACGUCAAGUGCCGAAGUGCAGGAGGCAAUUACAGCCAUGUUCCGAUGCUAAGGAGGAUGCAGAGCAGCUAAGCUUGUCACGGCCAUGGGAAGGAGCCUUUCGCCGAAGCAAAUGGUUCACUCGAGGCUGGACUUUACAAGAACUUUUGGCUCCUGCGAUUGUUGAGUUCUACUCUGCCGAGGGCAUACUUCUAGGCGACAAACUAUCUCUGAAGCACAUUAUCCACGAAAUCACUGGUAUACCUGUUCAAGCGCUGGAAGGGGACGACUUGUCGAAGUUUAGUGUUUCCGAACGGCUUUCCUGGGCCAAGCAAAGGCACACGACGCGUGUUGAGGACCAAGCCUACUGUUUACUUGGCAUCUUCGAAAUAUAUAUGCCGCUCAUAUACGGCGAGAAUGGGCACGCAACUAUCCGGCUACAGCAAGAGAUCGAGAAAAAAUACUCGGAGCUUGAUAAGUGGGACCAACUACUUGAAAGCCUACCUGUUGCUCCUCAAGCAGCUUUCAACUCGCUAGACAAUCAGCAUGGGCCGACAUGUCUUACAAAUACUAGAGUUGAGCUGCUCCAAGAUCUCCUGGAAUGGGCAGAUGGGACGGACGACAAAUGUAUUUACUGGCUCAAUGGCAUUGCGGGCACGGGAAAGUCCACUGUAGCGCGUACAAUUGCCAGAGCAUUCCACGAAAAAGAUAUCCUAGGUGGCAGCUUCUUCUUCUCAAAGGGAGGAGGCGAUGUCAGUCGUGUCAAUUUGCUUUUCACAACUCUCGCUUGUCAGCUGGCGAGUCGAGUCCCGUCUGCCAAACGCCAUAUCUGUGAAGCUAUCAUGGCGAAUAAAGACAUCGCGGAACACUCUCUUCGAGACCAGUGGGACCAGUUGAUCAUCAAUCCUCUUGGAAAAGCUGAAGGCCUCGAAAUCAACAAUAUCAUUAUCGUGCUUGAUGCGUUGGACGAAGUGGACAAUGAACGAGAUAUUCGCAUUAUUCUUAGGCUUAUGUCCACCGCGAGGGUACUACGACAUCUUCGCCUGCGUGUCUUCGUUACGAGUCGACCCGAGAUACCAAUCCGAUACGGCUUUUCGCAGAUCCCGGAGGCGGAGAGGCAAGUGUUCUUCCUUCACGAUAUCUUGCCCACAUUGGUCGAUCGCGAUCUCAAUUUGUUUUUCCAGCAGAAUCUUGCUGCGAUUGGAGAGGAACGAGGUUUGGCUAUGGACUGGCCAGGCUCCAGAACUAUUGCACGCCUCGUAGAGAUCUCACACGGUCUCUUCAUUUGGGCUUCUACUGCCUGUCGCUAUAUUCGUGAAGGCAAGCGUUUUGCCGUGAAACGGCUCGAGACCCUCAUCAAAGGUCGCCAUUCAGGUGCGGGCCCUGAGAAGCAACUUGACGCAAUUUAUACCACUGUGUUAGAAGAUUUGAUUCAAAAGGAUUUUGAAGAAGAAGAGAAGCAGAUUGUGCGUGGGACAAUAAAAGAGGUGGUCGGAGGCAUCAUCACUCUAUUCUCACCCCUUUCUGCAGCCUCUCUCGCAAACUUGCUCGACCGAGAAGUCGACGAGAUCGACGAGACGUUGGCAGACUUACAUACAAUCUUCAACAUCCCGAAUGAAAGAGUUCGUCCGAUCCGCUUGCAUCAUCCAACGUUUCGCGACUUCCUUGUUGAUCAGAACCGUUGCAAGAAUUUAGAUUUCUGGGUUGACGAGAAGAUGGCGCAUAAUGCCCUAGCAGAUAAUUGCAUUCGAAUCAUGCGCAAGAUGCUCAAACGGGACAUUUGUGACCUCAAAUCUCCCGGGACUCUGGCGGUGACCGUGGACCAGUCCUGUAUAGAGCAGUGCAUUCCUGCGGAACUUCAGUAUGCAUGUCUCCACUGGGCUCAGCAUUAUCGACAAAGCGGAGUACUUCUAGGAGAGGACGACACGCCAUACUCUUUUCUGAAGGAACACUAUCUUCAUUGGCUUGAAGUAAUGAAUCUCAUUGGCAAGAGCUCAGAGGUAGCUGCAAUUAUCCGCAUGUAUCAAGCUCUCCUCGUAGACAAAGACAAUGCGAGACAGCUAUCAUUCUUGAAGAAUGCACGAACGUUGUUCUUCUCUUUUCAAUCAGUCAUGGAGCGGACGCCGUUACAGAUCUAUUGCGCAGCGCUUGUCUUCCUUCGCCCCUCGAAUGAGUUGAAGCACCACUUUUGGAAUGAGCUACAUCCAUGGUUGAAGCAAGUGCGGAUUGUUGACGCUAUUGCUCCAGAAGCAAAGGACGAGUACAUGUUCGUGAAUGACUUAGCCUUUAGUCCUGACGGAAAGCAGAUUGCGUCAGCAUCCAUUGGUCCAGUAGUACGAGUAUGGGAUGUCGAGUCAAAGACUGCUCUAUUCGUGUAUGAUGGUCAAAAAGACAAGACAGGUACAGUGGCGAUCUCACCGAAUGGGAAGAUGAUUGCAUCGGGCUCUGACGAUGCCUCUGUGAUGGUUUGGAACACAGAAACACGAGCUAUACUGUUCAAUCUAGAAGGCCACACUAGAUGGGUGAACACGGUCGUCUAUUCUCCGAAUGGACAAAUCAUCGCAUCAGGAUCGAUGGAUGAAACAAUCCGCCUGUGGAACGCUUCCAGCGGGGCGGAGCUCAGAAUUCUCCAAGGAAAUUUGUCUUGUAUCAACGCUAUUGCGUUCUCCCCAGAUGGCAAGUCUCUUGCAUCUGCCACCUUUGACUGGCUGGUACGCAUUUGGGAUCUUUCCAGGAGCGACGUUCAGCUCAUACUUGAUGGGCAUUCGGGUCCGGUGAACACCGUUAGGUUCUCCCCAGAUGGCAAUCAGGUGGUAUCCGGAUCGGAUGACAUGACCGUCAAAGUAUGGAAUCUUACUUCAGGAACGGAGUCGAUCACUCUGAAGGGACAUCUUAAGAAGGUCUCGGCUGUUACAUUCUCACCAGAUGCUCGCCGGAUAGUUUCCGGGUCGGAAGACAAGACCGUACGGGUGUGGGACGUUAGCCAAAGAACUCUCCUGAGCACCCUCGAACAUAACAGUGGCAUAAACGCAGUUUGCUAUUCGCCAAACGGGCAUUUACUUGUAGCAGGCGCUUAUAAUGACGAACUCCGCCUCUGGGACGCAGGGACUGGAGAGUCGAAGGGCAAACUAGCAGAUUUUGUUCCUCAACAACUUGGAUCUAGCGCGGUCGAGAAAGAUGCUGAGCUUGUGCCCAAUUCUCUUGACGCUACAAGAGACUAUGGCAAGGCACAUGGAAGUGCGGUGCUCUGUCUAACUUUAUCAUCAGACCAACUGCUUGUGGCGUCAGGGUCACAAGACUCUGACAUUAAGGUGUGGACCAAGGCCGGUAUGGAGCAAGCAAAACUAGUUGGGCAUUCAGGGCGUAUCACGCGGUUGAGCUUUCACCCCAACGGCCAUAUGCUUGCCUCCGCUUCUGUAGAUUCAACCGUAAGCUUGUGGAAUGUUUCGACUGGUGUCAUGCUACAUAGCCUCAGAGGUCAUACCGACGGAGUUCAGGAUAUACAAUUCUCAUCGGACGGUAAUCUGCUUGCAUCAUGCUCAGCGGAUAAGACAAUCAGGCUGUGGGACACACUUUCAGGCGCAGCAAUGGAUCCACUUGAGGGCCAUGCAGACACUGUUACACGCAUCGUUUUCUCGCCGGAUGGCUGCCUCCUUGCAUCCUGCUCAGCAGACACUACCGUUCGAUUGUGGGAUGUGAAGACCGCAGCCUCGCCAUCAAGGGGCCAUGAAGAUAGCAUCAAUAUCGUGACCUUCACGGCAGAAGGCGAUCUAGUUGCCUCCAGUUCAAUUGACACAAUUGUCAGGCGCUGGUCUAUGGAUGACACGGCGGGUGGCACCAUCGGAGAGUACGAAGUCAAUUCGGUGGCCUUCUCGCCAGAUGGAAAACUGCAAGUAUCGAAUGGUACGGUAAGAUUGUGGGAAUGCGAAAUGAAGGUUGAGCGAGCCGAAGUCGAUAUUCCUGUGAGUCUCCAUGAUGUAGGCUUCUCUGCUGGCCUCUAUGCCGAGACCGAUCAUGGUACUCUGCUCGUGAGCCCUCCUGUUUCGGGUAUCUUUUCACUUUCGCUGGAUGAAGGAUGUACAAGCUCCGUUACCGAAGACUGGGUUAUGAAGGAGAAAGAGAACGCGCUUUGGCUACCAGAAGAGUAUCGGGCAACCAGCGUGGCCACGUGUGGAAGCUUCACAGUCUUGGGCCAUCCAUCAGGCAGUAUCUCCUUCAUUUCAUUUCAUUGAUAUCAUCUCGUUCUACACAUAUGAUACUCUCAAUAGUACGGAAUGGGACAAGUUUGGUUGAAGCUGGAAUCUCUAUUAGCUGAAAGAGCAUGGAUCCGGAGUCGCGUUAAUCAAGACUCUCUUGCGGCUUCACUGAGUGCAGAAAACUUGAAAGAACAAAUUGGAGUUAUCCAAUACUCUCCUGCCCUGCCUAAAAUUUAGCGAGCUAUACGGAAGCCUCUUCUGAACGUGUGAGACUACAGGAGGUUAAAGUCCUAGGGAGCCUUGUAAGGGCUACCUAGUACAUUUAAGGGAACAUGCUCUCCAUGAAAUCCAAGUAGAUGCUAGCAAACUCGUCCUCAUGCUUCAAUUUUUCAUUUCACGGUAAGCGCCUUGCUUUCCUAGCGGUUGGCGUCCGCUAGAAUCCUUUUCAAGAUGAUGUUGUACCUGUUGCGUGCAAGCUUUCUGCCCCAAAGUCUGGAAGAUGUGCAGAGACAUUCGUCUGAGGUGUGUUCUAUUUAGGCGCCAAGUUCCAACACAAUCAUCCAGUUGGCCAUUUACGGGUCACACAGGAAUCAGGGGUCUGUUCAGCGGCCUCCGGCGGUCUUUUGUGUUUGAAUCGAAGUAACCAAACCUACUCAUUCAUUAAUCUUCGGCGAGGACUCACAAUGCUGAUAGAGGACCUACUUAAACACUUUGAUUCAUGACUUCGGAUGGGAAUAAUGGCAACUCAAGCUGAUCUCUCAGAGGGUGCAGGAUCAUGUAUAAAAGAGCAUCGGCAACGCUCCCUCUUUGUGUUUUCAAGUUGCCCCAAAAAUAAUCAAGAAAGUAACGAACAUCUGAAGAACCACCUUCCAAGAAAAUUACCAAGAUAGAUAUCUUACAGGGAUACAUACAGUGCCUCUUUCAGGUAACGAAUAAUAUCUUAGUGGCCUGCGUAUUCAGCAUUCCCGUUAGACCACCUCAGGCGGAAAUUCCAGCUUCAAGACCUCGAGACAACCACUCAUGGCAAACACACCUCAACACAUCUCAUUGGACCAAGGCCAAUAUCCCGGCCAAGGAAUAAUCAAUGUCGGAACCUCGAGACAACCACCCGUGGCAAACACACCUCGAUACAUCUCAUUGGACCAAGGCAAAUAUCCCGGCCAAGGAAUAAUCUACUUCCCCCAGCAGCCACAGGAAGCUGUACCUGCCCCACGCUUUUAUAUCGGCAACCGCGUGCACCCUAAUUACAUGGUGGCAACAAAUACAAAUCCAAACUCAACCUGGUAUGACCAGGGUGCGAGAUUGGCGGGCUUCCCAUGCUGUGGUAGUCGGUGGAUUACCGCCCAGCAGUACUCCACUCACUUGAGAGCUGCUCAUGGUAUAAAGCACUACUUCGGGUAGUUUAGGACUGGUGGAGCUGGACUAGUAGACAUAUUACAAUAUAUGGCGUUGAAAUCA